Messenger RNA from Phialemonium atrogriseum, 3072 nucleotides. RefSeq lists its product as uncharacterized. Gene Ontology annotation, molecular function: flavin adenine dinucleotide binding; acyl-CoA dehydrogenase activity. NCBI's taxonomy places the organism in Eukaryota, Fungi, Ascomycota, Sordariomycetes, Cephalothecales, Cephalothecaceae. The coding region runs from base 1 to 3072 and encodes 1023 amino acids. The record is from RefSeq and is a predicted model, not a curated record. The transcript is spliced from 7 exons. Gene Ontology annotation, cellular component: cytoplasm. Gene Ontology annotation, biological process: fatty acid beta-oxidation using acyl-CoA dehydrogenase.
AUGAUCUUCAAGUCCCACAAUCCCGACAUCAACGUCCCGGAACGGUUGUCGUUGUGGUCCUGGCUUUUCGACUCGGGACUCGCCUCGCUGUCCCAGUCCCGCAAGGACAGGAUUCAGGGCUUCACCGAUGUUGUCACCAAGCAACAUGUAAGCUUUGAGGAUUUGAAGAGACACACGACGGCUAUCUCGACGGCCUGGACGGCAUUAUGCGGACUGCGUCAAGGCGAUGUGAUUAUUGUGUACGGUCGAAACACGGUGUGGUACCCAGUCACCACGCUCUCCGCGGUUCGGGUUGGUGCGAUUGCAUGUGGCGUAUCUCCGGACUACAACGUCGAAGAGCUCUCCUACAGCCUAUGCGUGAGCAAGGCCAAAUUCAUUAUCACGGCAGCCGAAACGGCGGAUACGGCGCUAGAGGCUGCUCGCAAGUCCGGCAUUCCCCCGCAAAAUGUGAUCCUCAUGAGUGGCGAAAACGCUGGCAGGUUGAGCAUCCAGAAGUUGCUCCAGAUGGGAGAGACCCUUGGAGAGGCGGCACAAGUGAGGCCAUACCAGAUCCCGGCCGGAAAAUCCAACCGAGACAUAUGUGCCUAUCUCUGCUUCAGCAGCGGCACCACCGGCCAUCCAAAAGCCGUCAUGAUAUCCCAUGCCAACAUCAUUGCCCAAUGCCUCCAGAUACGGCAGAUCACUCCCUCGGACCACGACAGAAUCCUUGCAGCGUUGCCAUUCCAUCACAUCACCGGCAUCGUGCACCAGCUCCACCUCCCCAUUGCCCUGGACGCCCACGUCUACGUGUUGCCAACCUAUACCCUCGACACAUUACUGCAGACGGUGGAAGAGUAUAGGAUUAAGGAGCUAUUGAUAGUACCGCCUAUCCUAAUACGGCUGGUUCGGGAUGAAAAGACGGUGUCCAAAUACGACCUCUCACACGUGGCCCGAUUCUCUUCCGGAGCCGCACCCUUGUCCAGGGAAAUACUUACACUCUUGGAAAAGAAGUUCCCCGGCACAGGCUUCAAGCAAGGCUAUGGGAUGACCGAGUCAUGCUCGGCCAUAACUUCGCAUCCGCCCUCCAAGUAUGCAUACAAGUAUGCCGACAAGGUGGGCAUGGUGGUUGCGUCGACCGAGGUGAGGAUUGUCGACGUUGAGACAGGAGAGGACUGCGGCGUCGGCAAGGCCGGGGAGAUCUGGGCGCGAGGUCCGCAAGUGGCCAUGGGCUAUCUAGACAACCCGAAAGCAACGACGGAAACCUUUGAUGAGAACGGAUUCCUGCAUACUGGGGACAUCGGACUGUUCGACGAGGAGGGAUUGCUCUCUAUUACAGACCGGAUGAAGGAGAUGAUCAAGGUGAAGGGGAUAGGAGUUGCGCCGGCAGAGCUUGAGGAUCUGCUUCUCGGCCAUCCAUCAGUCAGUGAUGCUGCAGUCAGCGGGAUCCCUGACGACCGCGCAGGGGAACGGCCAAAGGCUUAUGUGGUGCUGAAGCCUUCUUCGGAACACCUGUCUCCAGAGGAGGCAGGACAGGCCGUUAUCGACUUUGUGAAAUCCAAAAAGGCGAGGCAUAAGUGGAUUUCCGAGGUUGAGAUCGUCAAGGAGAUACCGAAGAGCCCUUCUGGUAAAAUUCUCCGACGAAAGCUUCGGCUCAUGUCACGGGGCGGUGGUGGAAAUGUCGUCGUUCGGGAUGAUGCUUUUGAACGAAACAUGGAAAUUCCAGCGUCGUCUCGAAUUCCCGCGAGCGUGGUGGGCAAUGUGAGCAAAAGGGCUCGACAAACGCUCGACGCGGUCGAGAAGUUCGUCCAGGAGACAUGCAUUCCUGCAGACGCCGUCUUUGCUCAACAGCUUGGUCGCACAAGUCGCGAACGAUUUGCCUCCCAUCCGAAGAUCCUAGAGGACUUGAAGCGGCAGGCGCGGAAACAAGGCUUGUGGAAUCUAUUCUUGGGCAAAACCCAGAAUGGAGAAGGCACUGGCCUCACCAACCUGGAGUAUGGUUUGAUGGCCGAGCAACUUGGGAAAAGCGUGAUUGCGAGCGAGGCAAUGAACUGCUCCGCUCCAGAUUCAGGGAACAUGGAACUUUUGGAAAAGUUUGGGGACGCGUCCCAGAAACUCGAGUGGCUCACACCGUUACUAAACGGGGCAAUACGGUCUGCAUUCUUGAUGACGGAGCCAGACAUUGCCUCGAGCGACGCAACGAACAUCAAGUUCCAGAUCCGGGAGGAAGGGAAUGAAUAUGUGCUCAACGGCAGUAAAUGGUGGAGCAGUGGUGCCGGCGACCCGAGGUGCGAGCUUUACAUCGUCAUGGGUAAGACCGACCCGGACGACCCGAGCCCCUACCGGCAGCAGUCAGUCGUUCUAGUGCCGGCUCGGACGCCUGGAAUUGUGGUGCAUCGCAUGCUGUCCGUCUUCGGGUACGACGACGCGCCCCAUGGCCAUGGACACAUCACAUUCAGCAACGUUCGCGUCCCAAAAUCAAACAUCGUGCUAGGUCGAGGCAGGGGGUUUGAAAUCAUCCAGGGCCGACUCGGUCCGGGGAGGAUACAUCAUACCAUGCGAUGCAUUGGUGCGGCCGAGCGUGCUCUUGAACUGGUUCUUGCUCGCAUACACGAACCUACGAAGAAGCCUUUCGGCAAGAUGCUGCAUGAGCAUGGCUUGGUGGUCAGCAAGGUCGCACAGGCGCGCAUCGAUAUUGACUCGGCUCGGCUCGUGGUGCUGGAUGCCGCAGUCAAGAUGGACAAUGGAAAUGCCAAGCUCGCCAUGAAAGAAAUCGCCUCCGCAAAGGUCCUAGUUCCUCAGAUGCUCAGUCGCAUCCUCGACGAUGCCAUCCAGGUCUACGGCGGUGCUGGCGUCAGUCAAGACACUCCGCUGGCGUACAUGUGGGCCAGCGCAAGAACUAUGAGACUGGUGGACGGCCCAGAUGAAGUUCACCUCUUGCAACUCGGAAAACACGAACUUCGGCGCGCGGCUUCCAUCAGAGACCGCCUGGGGAGGCAGAAAACCGCCGAGGAGGAUCUUUUACGGCAAUACAACAUGAAGAAGCUCGAUCCACUGCACAUGGGAUGGUCCUCGGAAACAAAGCCUAGACUGUGA